This is a messenger RNA of Zerene cesonia (dogface butterfly), 4105 nucleotides long. RefSeq names its product protein artichoke-like. Gene Ontology annotation, molecular function: protein binding. Lineage: Eukaryota; Metazoa; Arthropoda; Insecta; Lepidoptera; Pieridae. Gene Ontology annotation, cellular component: extracellular matrix. The transcript is spliced from 2 exons. The record is from RefSeq and is a predicted model, not a curated record. The coding region runs from base 96 to 2801 and encodes 901 amino acids.
AGAACACAAAGCUCUCACAGUGGUGUAACUUGUGAUAGCAGAUAUUCAAUUGCAGUUAUAUUAUCGAGCAUGUAAUAAUAAAAACAGUGUUAAAUAUGGAAUUAAAAUAUAUACUUGGUAUUACAAUACUUUGUAUUCAAACUGCGUACACUACGAAUACAUGUAGACUGGAAGUUACCACCGGUUGUAAAUAUACAGUUACUUGUGAGAGCUACGCCGGCACCGUACCAAAUCCUUCCUGCGAAGACCCGUACGUCACAUUUAUCGUUAAAAAUUCAUUUAUCAACAGCCUUACAGCCGGUUUCUUCGGAUCCACCAACUUUGACUCGAGAGUCAAAGAAAUAAAAGCGAUUGGAAACAAAUGGACUUAUUUAGAAGAAUCCUGCCUACGGUAUUACACCAAGACUUUAUCACUAGAUCUAUCAUACAACAAUGUAAAGUAUGUAAAAAAUUUGGCGUUCAAGAGCCUGGUAAAUUUACAACACUUGAAUUUAUCGCACAACGCAAUUGAAGAUAUUCUACCGUACUCUUUGAUUCAAUAUGAAAGCCGACAGACGGAACUGAGGGACAUUGAUCUUUCGUAUAACAGUAUUCGGAAUAUUUCAACGGGGGCUUUUCAGUACAUGACCAAUUUAAAAGAACUCUAUUUAGAUCACAAUGAAAUUGCCGUGUUAGGGGAUGACAUAUUUGUGAAUUUGAAGAGCCUGAACCGACUUCAUUUACAGUUUAAUAACAUAUCCACGUUGUCUAUGUCACUUAUAAAUUUAGCAUCUUUAGAGUAUUUGGAUUUGUCGAAUAAUAACAUACUCAAAGUUAAUGGUUUCGAGCUUAACAGGUUGCAAAAUCUUAUAAAUAUCAACAUGUCAUACAAUAGACUAGAAAGCAUAGAAUCCAAUUGUUUCUCACAAGCGCUUAAUCUUAAUUCAGUAGACUUGAGUAAUAACAAAAUUAGAUCUGAUUUGGAAUAUGUCAUGUUCCUUAAUAAUGUUAAUUUACGAUAUUUAGAUUUGGAGAAUAAUAACAUAACGAAAAUGCAAGAUGAUGUUUUCAAACACACUAUUCUUAGUUAUGUUAAUUUGAAAGGUAAUAAUAUAAACAUUACAAUUUCAAAAUCUACCUUUGCUGGUUUGGUAAACGUUACAGAAUUGAAUUUUUAUAACCAAAGUAUAAUGAACUUGGAAGAAAAUGCGUUCUCUUCAAUGACCUCGCUAUUACAUUUAAAUUUAUCUCGGAAUAGAAUUAAUUCUAUACAUAAUUCGAGUUUUUCUAUGGAUAAUACAUUGCUUAGUUUAGAUCUAUCAUAUAACAAUAUAUCUCAGAUAGAUUUCUUAAGGUAUUCAUUACAAAAUCUGACAAAGUUGUUUUUAAACAAUAACAAGCUAACUAUUCUAGCCAGUGGCCUGUUUUCAAAGCAAAUGCUUUUGAAAUGGUUAGAUGUUUCUAUGAAUAAGAUCGUUAUUAUAGAGCCAUUGUCACUUCCGCUAAAGAAUUUACUUUAUUUAAACGUUUCCGGUAAUUCAUUGAAUGGAUCAGUAAAAAAAGACACGUUCAGUCCUGCCCAAUACUUGACAGUUUUAGAUAUUUCUAAUUUUAAUUUAACUAAAAUAGAAAAGCAAGCAUUUGUUCAGAUGCCUGUUGUUGUAAGAAUAAAUAUGUCUCACAAUGCAAUAAGCGAUAUAGAUCCUGAUAAUUUUAAUGAAACCAAUAAUUUAUACAGCUUGGAUAUAUCUUACAAUAAUUUAACAAAUUUUGAUGUGAACAGCAACAGAUUGUCGCGUCUAAAAGCUGUUUAUUUGAAUAAUAAUAAGCUUAGAUACGUUCCAAAUGUAAAUUUAUCCUCUAUUUUAUAUUUAGAUCUUUCUUAUAACCUUAUUUCUAAUAUAUCAACUCCGAUAAUUCAAACGUACCACAACUUGAAAUCUUUACAUUUGUCUAAUAAUAUGAUAAAAAGCUUCAAUAACGAGUUUACAAAUUCUUUAAAAGAUUUGUACACUUUAAAAUUAUCUUCAAACGAUAUAUCUUCAGUGAACCUCAGCUACUUCAAAGAAUUAGUUAGUUUGGAUCUCAGUAACAAUUCUCUAUCUUCAUUCUACAGUAACUUCUUUUCUGAAUUAGAUUAUUUACAAUCAUUGGAUAUCAGCAAUAACAAAAUCUCCUCUUUGCCACCUGGUAUAUUUCAUCAUUUGAGAAUUCUCAAACUUUUAAACAUCUCGUCGAAUAGUUUAAGUAAUAUUCGUUAUGGCACUUUCAAUGGACUUAAUAGGACUGAACUUGUUGAUUUGUCCAAAAAUAACAUAACUGAGCUAGACGAGCACGUAUUUCACGAAUGUUCUGAAUUGAGAAGAAUAAUACUGGAUAAUAACCACAUAAACAAGCUUGAUAUCGAACAAUUAAUUUCUGUUGCGCCUAAAUUGAAAUCGAUCAGCAUAGGCGGAAAUCCUAUUGCUUGUAAAGAGAUUGUGAGACACAUAAAGAAUAUAAACAAAACAAUAUGGCAGGUAGAAAUCACAUCGAUUGACAAAAUAUUCCACGAAGAUAAUGUUCAUGGUAUACAAUGUGGUGAUAUUGACGAUGAAUCAAAAGCAACGCCGACAGCAAAUGUGUCUAGUUCAUCUGAUUCAUCUUCUUCCGUUGUUUUAAUCUGGUGCACAGUUCUAACUCUGCUGGUAUGCGGUGUAAUAGGGUUAUAUUUUUAUAAACAAUACCGUGUUUCAUCGCGAUCAUUUGGCGAAUCAAGAUUGCAGAUGCGACAGUCUCUCGAUACAAGUGCCUCAGAAUUUCAAAGUGAUCUAUUGAGUUAGUUGUUUGUGGUAUUAAUUUAAUCAAUGAUUGAAAGAAUGAUGAAUGUUAAUUAGUAACUACAUAUUGUAGACUGAUAAAAAUGUUAGUAAUUUUAAGUCUUUAUUUAAUUUAGGCACAUCAACUGAAAUUAGUGUGUAAUUAUGUCAUUAAUUUGAAAAAUUCGAUAAUGUCUGUGAAAUUAUACUAUUGUACAUACGAAAUAAAGUUAUUAUUGUAAAAUUAGGGAUACUGUUUGUGAUUGUUUUCCCUUAAUUAUGAGUAUGAAACAUGAAACAAAAUCAAAUGUUUGUUGUGCUAUUUUUAUUAAUUGUGUCAUUUGUUAAAGGUGUAUUACGUAUGUAUUUGUAAGAGCAACUCCAUUACUAUGCAUUUAUUCUAUUCUAAUUUGGUUCAGAAUAUAUUUUUAAGUCCAACGAGUGUACUUUAUUUUAUCAACGAUGUGGGGUACAAAAUAUGAUCUUUUUGGGACAGGUUUAUAGAGAGGUAAAGGGCGGUCUAUGUAUAUUCGAUCAUCAUCCAGUAUGAAUUAUUUGCAUAAAAUAUGCAUAAUUACUGAAAACCUGUGUGGGCAGCUAGAAACGAGGUUAUCUGGUAACACAGCGAAUGCAUGGUUUUUAUCAGCUCACGGUCUCGAUACGAAGAAUUAUUAAAUGUAAAAUUUCUAUUAUUGCAGUGUUUUUUUUAUAUCAAAGAAUUGUAUCAUAUAGAAGAUAUCAUUGAUUAUGUAUAAAUUAUUUUUUAUACCGCUAAGUUUAUUUCCAUAAGCCACUCCAUAAGCGGGCAACUGAACUGGUAGUUGGCCUGAUGGUAAGCGAUCACCAUCGCCCAUGAGCGUUCACAGAGCUAGUGCCUCUGCGGAUGCGCUGCCCGCUUUUAUGGGGAAAGGGAUAAGGAAAAGAUGACGACUGGAAAGAAGAAAUGAACUGGGAAGGUCGAGAAAACCGCUAGCUCCCCUACUCACGAUACAAAACACAGCAUUUCACAGCUAUUUCACGCCGGUUUUUUGUGUGGAUGUGAUACUUACCCGGUGCGAGCUAGCCUAAAAAUAGUAGUAAAAAGUGAAGAAGCUAGCUAUAAUAUACAUAUACGGUAAAUAUAACUUGCCAACUUUGCGACCGCCGUUAAAAAUUUGUUAUAUGUAUGCUUACAUGAAUGUAAUGUUAUAGAAUUCUCCCUUGCAGUUUGGAUCGGUUUAUCUUUGAAUGAUAUUUGAUCAAAGUUGUUGUUGAAGUGACGAUAAUGUCUUUAUUUUUUCUUACUCAUGUAUACGAAUCAAUGCAACAGAAAUAAACUAGUGUGAGUU